CUACAGUAAGCUACGAUCGAGAGCGUAGCAAGCACGAAACCGAUAACCAAGACGCCAUCUAGUUUUGGCCAUCAACAGAGAAUGAUAGGAAUAAAAUACAUCAACAGCAACAGCAUGUUAACGAUAGAUCCCAUGACCACGGUCUCCCCAACAAACGGCAGCGAUGAGGCUCUUCUACACACAGACAACAACGACGGCGACAGCCCGGAGAACACCGCGAAGAAGCCUUCGCUCCUUCGGAACCAGUUGUUGCGGCGGACGACCACUCGUUGCACGAAGCACGUAUCGUCGCCGGAGGCUGCAGAACGAAUGGCUUUAAACUCCGUAGCGAUAGAGGCAGAUACACCUUUUGACGAAACCCAAAAAGACGCUGAGUCGAACUGCGAGGCUGUUGAAAGCAUCGAGAAAUCGAACAGCGAACCAAUCGAUAUGGAGUCUGCAACGCACACAAAAGUUGAAGACAACGAGGAGUCCCACAGAACUCCCGAAAACCCUGGUGGCGUCGAGGAAAACGACGAGGCUAUUCCUGGCACUGCAACGAUUCUGGAAAGUGGUUUUGCGUUCCCUAGUCGAGUAGAAAAUGAUGAAGUCGAGGAUAACGAUACCAAGCACGAGGAAGAAGGCGUUGGGGAGGGAGAGGCUGCCAGCGAUCCAGGAAAUGCUCUUGAUAUCUCCGACAUUGUAAGCGAGGAAGGUGACGAAAUGGGCGACGAUAGAGAUAACGUUGAGGAAAAGGAACACAAAGCAGAAGCGGAACCACAACAACCACAGCAGUGUGACGAUAACGAAGAGGAGUGCAAGGCAGAAGCAGAACAAGACGAGCCACAGCCAAGGCCAAAGCCGUCGAAACAAAGUCUACCUCCUGCAGCUAGCACGGGAUCGACCGUUUCUACUACCAACCUUUCCAUUGUCGUGACGGGACACGACAUAGUGGUCGAAUACCAUGACGACAAGGAUGGAGAGCACAAAGAAGCAUCGCCCGGCGACUCUGUCCUGCAGCAGUCUGCCCAAGGUGCUCAGGCUGCAGCAACGCCAACUCCAGGUUCCAAUUCGAUCAUCUCGACCCUGUUGUCUCCGUUUACCGUCGCGCAACCACCUGUUGCCCCGGCGAAAGGUGCAAGCACCGCCUCCUCUGCUCGGUUGCAGGAGCCGCAGCGUCGACCCAAGGGCAUCAUGAAACGUCCCAGGGAUAGCAAUAUCACCUACCACCAUCCUAGGCGCCCACUGCCUCCGCCACUGCCCCCUCCCGGAUUCAAGGGCAAGAUCUCCUCCCUAUCUUGGUCGACCGAUGAUACAAACAGCAACGAUGCUCUGCAUUCUUCAACAAAAUCCACGAAACGGAAACGGCGAGUCUCCUUUGACGAGGUUUCGCUGUCGAAGCAGUCACAGAUGUCGCUUCUCCGGCGCCAAGCUAGGUACAGAGAAAAGCACAGCAUCUCCGGCAUCCUGACCAUGACGCUGCCCGUUCUCCUUCCCUAUCUCAUCGCGGUGUUGAUUCUUGUGGCAUCGUCCAUGGUUCCCCUGCCAACCCCGGCGGCAAAGACGAACGCCACUCCGCACGAACUCAAACCACGCUCGCUCCCGGGCCUCGAUCCGGGGAGCGACCACGCGGUCGGCGGCAAAACCACCCCCAUCUUUGACAUUGCGUCGCGCAUGUGGGACCAGAGAAAGAAGUCUCUGCAGGACGCGGUGGCGCCUGCCGGGAUCCGCAAGCCGGAACCCCGAACGACCGGCGUGCCCGAAUCCGAGGUGGUGGCCGCGGACGCCGUUGCGGAGUCGAUCGAUUGGGAGUUCGACGACGAUGCCUUUGCCGAGUUCGACGAGAGUGGUGGCCAGGUUGCGGCAGCGACGACCCAAGCCUAUUCGGUGCUAUCGAAGAAUCCCUUCGCCAGGGCGAUCGGUGGCCUGUUCCGGCUCUUGUUUCGCAGACGUCGGAACUAACCCAGCGGAGAGAUCUUGGGUCUUUGUCGAGUGCAUGGUCACGGCCACCCAAUAGUGUAGGCACUGUGUGUACCACACGAUGUGUGGUGCGUGCCGCACCCCCGUGGCGCUUUUGUUCCUCCAGGGAAAGGAGAUCGUGUUGGCACAUGCGUCGACCGACCAAGGGAGCGUCAAACGAUGCCUGACCAUACCAAUUCAGCAGACUAGGAUGUUGGGGUACAAUGAAUUACACUAGUGACGAUAAGACCACUGUACGUCGUUAUGAUUGGAGCAAUCGAGCAACUACGAAGUUGUACUGCUACUAUUUCUACAGUACACUGCACUUACCCAGGGGAACCCAAUCUAGCGAAUGUACAAACAAGCUCGAAGAUACUGCAUUGAUUGUGUACGCAAUUAUCGUUUGAAAGUCCCAAAGAGUAUAAUAUCAUUAUAACCUAAUGUAACAGUACCAUACUCGUAAGAUUUCCUCAAUCAAAACAUUACUCGAUU
This is a messenger RNA of Pseudo-nitzschia multistriata, 2430 nucleotides long. Lineage: Eukaryota; Bacillariophyta; Bacillariophyceae; Bacillariales; Bacillariaceae. The record is from the annotation of a GenBank genome assembly.